This is a messenger RNA of Spirodela intermedia, 327 nucleotides long. The record is from the annotation of a GenBank genome assembly. Lineage: Eukaryota; Viridiplantae; Streptophyta; Magnoliopsida; Alismatales; Araceae.
AUGGCGGCGGGCGGCGGCACCACCACCAAGAUCGGGAUCGCGCUGGUGGCGCUACUGGUGAUGGUGGCCCUCGCGGCGGACGGGGCGGCGGCGCAGGCGUGCGGCAGCACCUUCUUCUCGGCGCUGGUGCAGCUCAUGCCGUGCCGCCCCGCCGUAACCCCUUUCAGCCCCGCGCCGCCCAGCGAGGCCUGCUGCAACGCCCUCAAGACACUCGGCCGCCCCUGUCUCUGCCUCCUCAUCAACGGGCCCCCCAUCUCCGGCGUUGACCGCAACAUCGCCAAGGAGCUCCCCGCUAAAUGCACCGUCAACUACGAUCCCUGUAGCUGA